Molecule: messenger RNA, 929 nt
Organism: Grus americana (Whooping crane)
Lineage: Eukaryota; Metazoa; Chordata; Aves; Gruiformes; Gruidae
Gene: MRPL13
Product: mitochondrial ribosomal protein L13
Exons: 7
Coding region: 108-647 (179 amino acids)
Biological process (GO): negative regulation of translation; translation
Cellular component (GO): ribosome; mitochondrial large ribosomal subunit
Molecular function (GO): mRNA binding; structural constituent of ribosome
Source: RefSeq, a predicted model, not a curated record
CCCUUGCACCGCCCCUCACAGGGCAGCGCUUCCGCUUCCCGCCGGUGCGGCGGCCAAGGGACUCCGCUUCCCUUCCCCUUCCCCUCGGCCGCGGUGGGAGGGCGGCUAUGGCCAGUUACACCAAGGCGGCCCAGCAAUGGGCUACUUUUGCCAGAGCCUGGUAUCUCCUAGAUGCAAAGAUGCAGCCACCAGGAAAAAUAGCAGCUGCGACUGUAAUCAGACUUGAAGGCAGGCAUAAACCUAUUUAUCAUGCACUAAGUGACUGCGGAGAUCAUGUUGUCAUAAUAAAUACAAGACAUAUUGCCUUCUCUGGUAACAAAUGGGAACAGAAAGUAUAUUCUUCACAUACUGGCUAUCCUGGUGGUUUCAAACAAGUGACAGCAACUCAGCUCCAUUUGAAGGAUCCAACUGCUAUUGUUAAACUGACUGUUUAUAGAAUGCUUCCAAAAAACCUUCAGAGAAGAACUAUGAUGCAGAGGCUUCACCUGUUUCCAGAAGAUAUUAUUCCAGAAGAUAUACAGAAGAAUCUUCUACAAGAGAUUCCUCAGCCACGUGCAGUCCCCAAGAGGUUAGAUGAAUAUACACCAGAAGAAAUUGCUGCCUUUCCGAAGGUUUGGAUUCCACCUAAAGAUUUCCGAAGGAAGUAAUAAUAAAAGAAGAAGUGCCAUCAGGAAUGUCUCUCCUCCUUGAAAAAAAAUUCUUCUAACAUGGAAGCAUCUGUGCAUCUUGGUGAACCCUUCUGUACAGAAUGUUUUUGAUGGGUGUUAGCAAACUUUAUUUGGAAAGAUUAUAAAAAUUACUGUAUUUGAAACAGCUAAUAAUAGAUACUAUAUUGUUAAUACCACCUGUACUGUGUGUUGUAUGAUCUGAUAUUUGUUAAUUACAUUUGCUUUAAGGCUAUUAUUAAAGAAUUGAUACAUUUAAAUGAG